GAGCAGCACCAGCUCUGAGUAAAGCAAAGGAUGCCAGAGUGCUCAGGCAGUGCAUGGAUGGAUGCAGGCAGGGGGACGACGGCGAGUCCGGGGCGCACAGAAUCAUCCUGCUGAUGCUUUACGCGUUUUUUAUUGUUGUUUUCUUCCGAGCCGCCUUGAAACUUUUUUUGAGCCACCGUUUGAUUCAUUUCGGCUCAUCUCGCUGCAAGUUCAGUGUGAUGUUUUGGCUGCGUGUGGUAAAAUCCCUCUCUCCACCACCACCGCCGACACAUCCUCUCAGGAGUGAUGGGUUCUAAGUUGACCAGACAGAGAAGUCUUGAUUUUGAGAGCAAAUUGCCCAAAAGGAGACGCCAGAGGAGCGAUGCUGUUCCUGGAGACAGCGAGAGAAGUGGCGGCGGAGACUUCUUGUUUACCUCCCUGAUGCUCAAGUCCGACAAGCUUCCAGGGAUGCUGCGGAAAACCAACCACAGCCCAUAUGUGAGGCGGGUGGCGUGGGUCCGGGAGAUCCAAAGGCUUCUCCGGGAGCAGAGGAUGGAGCAAGCAGCCGAAGUGCUCAGACUGCUGAGAAAGGAUUUGGGACUUCAGGGAACGUCGCUCAAUGACAUUUUGUACAAGAACGCAGCUUUUCUCAACCUGGUGGACCCCAUUUCUCAUGAGCUGCUCAUCAGCCUCGCUCGAGACCUGCAGUGCCCAAAAAGGGAGACCGAUUCGCUCAAGUCCACCAACAAGAUCUGCCGCCAGCUGAUUUACCACCUGACCCCUCACUCCAAGUGGACGAGACAGAGCGUGCCCAGGAGGAAGUCUCAGGCCUGUCUGAAGACCACAUUGAAGAAGAAGCUGUCAGGCGACGUGGUCAACCUGUCCGGAAUCCCGCUGUCGGGCCGGGACGUCCACCGUGUGGCCUUCUACCUUCAGAGCAGCAGCGACGUGGUGUCAGCUGUGGACCUGAGCUUCACCGAGUUGCAGGACGAGAGCUUACGGCUGCUGCUGCCCUACCUCAGCCUCCUGCCAAAACUCACCAUACUAGCCAUCAACGGCAACCGUCUGACAUUGGCCAUCUUGAAAGACCUGACGGAUGCAGUGAAGGAUCCCAAGAAGUUCCCCUGCCUGGCCUGGAUCGACCUGGGCAACAACGUCGACAUCUUCACCGUCCCGCAGCCACUGCUGGUGGCACUGAGGCGCCGUUUCGGUUUACGCAGCAGCCUCCCGACCAUCUAUGAAUACAAUGAGGCUCAGGCGUUCAGCAGCUACAACCCAAACAUGGAGACUUCGGUGGAGGAGCCCAGCCUGUACGAAGAGGGUGAUAUAGAGGAAGAUGAUCGAGAGGAGGAGGAGGAGGACAGACUGGAGCUCCGGGCCUGGGGCUUUGGAGAAGAAAACGUGCCGAAAAAUGUGCCGCUGCACUUCUGUGGGAGGUGAUCGCCCGGAGCUGCUUCCUUUUAAAACUGGCAGGAUCCUUCGGUAUCACCUCGCCCCAGGUCUAGCCUCCUGCGUUAGCCGGUGUCGGUGUGACAGAAGAUGCUCACAGUGACCCGCACAUGUCUGAAAAUAACUCUAAACUAAAUAACCGUGUUGUGUGUCCCUCUGGAUGCUCCGGCUGCUGAAACUCAGUCAGUAAGAAUAUACAUGUGGACAGAUUUAACCUUCAUUCGUCCAGGUGGAGUUUGAACCGAACAGGCUUGCUGUUUUUCCAGUGCUUUCUGAAGUCGUGUGCUUUUCCCACCUCCAAACCUCCCGUUAUCUGUCCACUGAAGCAGCUGGGGAUCAAGUGCCUUGCACCAGGGCACCUCGGCAGUAGCUGUUGAGGAAGAGGAGGAGCAUUACUAAUUCACAUUCCCCAAGCACAUUUUGAUAUCUCCUGCUGCACCAUUCAUUCCUGUGAAACGCCCAAGUAACUAAAUAUCCUGCUCAAGAAAUAGAUGUUUUGUUUUGUUUUGUUUUUUUUUUGCUAUGACAAAUAUGUUUUUAGCCAGAGAUUAUGUUCAGAUGAAAUAUGCUUCCAGUUUUUCCAGCUGGGACACGGUAUUUAUUCAGGAAAUGUUUUAAAAAUAGUCAGUUAUAGUGAGCCAGUAAAUCACACUGAGCCCAUAUUCAUUUACGUUUUCGGCGAAUAUGCUUCGGUAAGUUGAUACACUGAAGCUGCAGCUGUACAGAGAACAGCCCUGGACGCACACACGCACACACACACACACACACACACACACACACACACACACACACACACACACACACACACACACACACACACACACACACACACACACACACACACACACACACACACACACACGGAGCGUCUGGGUGCGAGCCGCUGAUGAACUGAUUACUGCCUCUAUCAGGCCUCGUUAUGCCCCUUCAGUCACAGAUGGUGAGCAGAGGAUCUAUUUUUUCUCAGCAAAUAGGACUAGCCCCAGAUAAUUUCGUCCAAUGGUGGUCCGUGAGUGAUUCUAUUUAUGAGUCAGACUACAAGCAACAAGGAAGACGCCCAAUUUUUUUGAAGGUUGAAGAUCCGCAAUCGAACCGUUGCAAACAACUCUUGCUUUUUCCCUUUCCCCUCUGUGGUGCUGCAGCGUACACACACGUCUUUGUUGUGGCAUGAAUAAAUUACAGCAGUUUUGUUUUGUUUUGGCUAGUCCUUUUUUUUAAAUGUGUAGAUGUCAUCCUUUUUGUACUAACAAAAAAUGGACAUGACUGUUUAUUGUAGCGCCCCACAGACAGAGAGCAUGUUUACAUGUACGUUAAUUUUCCAAUAAAUUCUCUUUUAGGGGAUUAAAGAUAUAAAAAAAAUUGCCUGUGAAUACUCUGCAGCAGCCCACACUUUAUCCUGCCUACAGACAGUAAUGUGUUCUAUUCUCUUCCCAUGUAUUAUUCAGGAAAAUCUGUUUAUUUGUGUUUACAGAGAUAUUAAUGAACAGGAUGCUUGGUUGGCGUGUGUGUGUGUUUCUAUGAGAGGAUAAUUAGAGUGUGUGUCUGUGCGUCGUGGACAUGCAGAGUAAAUUACUACCUUUGAUCGUAGAAAUGAAAUGUUUACUCAUUUGCACUUUAAGGACGACUCCGUCCCCGAAUACACAAGCUUGGUUUUUAUUGUUUGCCGUUGACCUAAAAACAAGCUAUUGAGUCACCCACCUCCUCAGAUAAAUGUUGUAUCUCAGCUUUUUGGUUUGAUAGAAAAAUUACUGUUGUGAUAUAAUCAUUUGUAUAUUUACACAAUUUGGAUUUUUUUCUCAUGAAAUCAUGGCUCGUUUUUAAGGUGAAAGUGAUGCUUGACUGCCGUUGCUUCAAAAAUAAAUAUAAUUUGAAUAACA
Messenger RNA from Acanthochromis polyacanthus (spiny chromis), 3305 nucleotides. RefSeq names its product leucine rich repeat containing 75Bb (gene lrrc75bb). Bases 286 to 1419 code for a protein of 377 amino acids. Lineage: Eukaryota; Metazoa; Chordata; Actinopteri; Pomacentridae. The transcript has 4 exons. The record is from RefSeq and is a predicted model, not a curated record.